AUGUUUAAUUUUUUAAUUCAUCAUUUGUAAACAAACAUAAAAAACAUAAAAUGGUACAUAUUUACGAAAUUCAAAAUUAGUAAAUAUGAAUAAUUAUUUAUACACGAUCAGUAUUUUUAUGCUUAUUAUACAAUGCCAUUUUAAGUGGUCAUUAGCUGAAUUAAAAUCUAGAAACGACGUUAUAAACCACUUGGGUACCCGUACGCCAUAUAGAUUUAGAUUUAACAAACAUGAUGAUAGAAUUAAAUAUCCGAAAUGUAAAGACACGAAAAUAUGGAUGAUAGUAAGGCAUGGAACAAGAUUACCAAGCGCUGAAAACAUAAUGGGAAUGUAUAAUGAACUUCAUGAACUAAAGAACCUUAUUAUACUGCAAAAUAAACUGGGGAAAGAAAAUGGGAUUUCAUUAUCAGGAAACUUGAAUAAAGAGCAAAUAAAAGGAUUCAAAGACUGGUCAUGUAAUUUAAAUGUGGAAGAAGCAAAAUUCUUGACCUUAGAGGGGAAGGAUGAAAUGAUUUUACUGGCAGAGCGAACACGGAAAAGAUUUCCUAAUGCUAUUAAACAUAAAUAUGACAACAAAACUUUCUUGUUCCGAUUUACUGCAACACAAAGGGCACAUCAAAGCGCACGGUAUUUCACUCAAGGGUUAUUUAGUCAUAGUGAUGCUCAGAAUGUUGAAUUUGCACCAGCCACCAAAGUUGAUCAUGUAUUGAGGUUUUACAAACAUUGUGACAAGUGGCAAAAGCAAGUUAAGAAAAACCCAGACACUUACAAGGAGCAAGUGUUGUUAGCAAACAGUAGUGAAAUGAAUCGCACUUUAGAAUCGGUUACAAAAAGAUUGGGCCUGAGUAGACCAGUCACAUUAGAUGAGGUGAACCUGAUGUAUAAGAUAUGUGGCUAUGAAACCUCAUGGAACAAGUUCGACGUUUCACCAUGGUGCUAUGCUUUUGACACGGAAAGUGCAGAGAUACUAGAAUACUAUCAUGAUCUUAAACACUACUGGAUGGAUGGCUAUGGUCACAAUCUGACGUAUCGUCAAGCUUGCUUGGCAUUGCAGACGAUGUUCAAGAUGUUCAGGUCAGACCAUGAUCCAUUUGCAACAUUCCUAUUUGCUCACUCUGGGACCCUGGUGAAGAUCCUCACGCAUUUGGAGCUGUUCAAACCGGAGCAACCUCUCACUGCUGGACUGAUAGAUAAGACGAGACAGUGGAAGGCAUCCUACAUAGACUGUUUUGCUUCUAAUUUGGCGUUUGUAUUGUAUAAGUGUAAAGAUGGCGAUCAUGUUCUAACGCUCUUUCAAGAGAGACCAAUCAAACUUCCAAUGUGCGACAAGGAAUUAUGUCCGUUAAAACAAUUAGAGCAUUAUUUUUAUGAUUCAAUACACAAAUGCAACUAUGCUGAUUUAUGUAAUCUAGAUAAAGAAGAAAAAGAUAAAAACAGCCAAUGAAGGUUUUAAUGAAUAUUUCAUGACAAAAAAAUUACCGCUAUAUUGAUGGUCGGCCCUCAGCCGUAAUAGUGCAUCUGAAUAUAAUGCAGUUAUCAUAAAACAAGUCAAUCCAAUAGGUAUUCUUUAAACAAAUCGACAACUGAAGCUACGCUGAACUACGGUUUUGCAUAUGAUCCUGUGUUUCUGCCUUUGAUACAAAAUAGCACAUAAACAAAAUUGUUGUUAUGUAAUAUUACGAAGAAAAGCAGCUGCUUUCUUAAACCGUGCCGCAAAUAUAUCUAGGCGAUAGCGUUCGCCAAACUGUACGUAAUCAGCGAAGGUUAGCGAAACCCAUUUGUUGGCUUCUUGACUUGAUGAGUAUCUAGCCAGUUCUAGGUGAUAACUGUUGGCUCUAUGUACCUAUAUGAACUGAUACGAGUUGGUCUGUGCAAGUAGAACGAAUAGGUAGGUACAAGUUUUUCGCAAAUCCCACGUGAACGUUUGCUGGGGUGAAAAGUACCCUAUGUCCUUCUUCGGUAGAUAACGCGUGAAGAGACAACAAACAAACAAUUUUAUUACAUAGUUAAUACCUUUUGCACGAAAAACUAAAACAGAUGAAUUUAACUAAGAGUAUACCUAGAUACUUGUAUUACAACGAUAUUUGCUUGUUAAUUACAUAAGACAGAUAAUUGUUUUAUAAAUAAAUAAAUAGUUAUUUCUUACAUAUUC
This is a messenger RNA of Amyelois transitella, 2152 nucleotides long. Its product is annotated as multiple inositol polyphosphate phosphatase 1. Lineage: Eukaryota; Metazoa; Arthropoda; Insecta; Lepidoptera; Pyralidae. The transcript is spliced from 9 exons. Bases 86 to 1444 code for a protein of 452 amino acids. The record is from RefSeq and is a predicted model, not a curated record. Gene Ontology annotation, molecular function: inositol phosphate phosphatase activity; acid phosphatase activity.